AUGUUGGCCGCACGAUCGAGUGCUUGUCGUGCAGGCAGCCUCGGCAUUCGUUGCGGCGCCACCGCUCCCACAGUGGAUUCAAUCUCAAAACAGCACCAAAAGCUGGUAGAGAAUGAACCUGGGCCGCUAUGGAGAGUGGGGAAGAGCCCUUUUCAAGAAAUCCCUCAAGCCUGGCUCUCCUCGCUGAAGACGAUCAAGGAGGAACCACAAGGCAUCAUCGAUCUGCACCCCGACGUUUUUCGGACGACCCCGCGCCUCGAUCUCUUGCACCGAAAUAUUGUCUGGCAACAAGUCUACAGGAAUGUGCAACUUACCAAAAUGCUCACAAAGGCCGAGAUGCCAGGAGGAGGCUCUAAACCUUGGCCUCAAAAGCGAACAGGAAGACAUCAUGCGGGCAGCAUUCGAGCUCCCCACUUUCAUCGUGGAGGCUUUGCCCAUGGAGUUCGCGGCCCGAAGACGUGGUUUUAUAUGUUGCCCGACUCGAUUCGCAUCAAGGGCCUAUGCGUCGCUCUGACUGUCAAACAUGCGCAGGACGAUUUGCAAGUUGUUAGUAGUCUGGAGGAGCUACCUGAUGGCGACCCGCAAUUCCUGAUGAGUCUUGCUGAUGAGCGAAACUGGGGCUACAGCGUUCUCUUUGUUAGCGAAACGGAUACGAUAACUGGCCCCCUCUCAGAAGCCACCUCUCAAUUGCCGUGGAUGAAUGUGAUGCCAUAUUAUGGGCUCAACUGCUUCUCCUUGAUGAAAUAUGACACGAUUGUUUUCAGCCAAAAGGCAUUGAAUUUGAUACAAACAAGCCUUCUUCGUCACUUGCAUCGCGCCGACUCGUUGAACACGAAAUAUCGAUAUAAGGACAUCAAGGAAAAGAUUUUGAAAGAAGAUUGGGAAAUGGUGAUCGAGGUGGAACAGUUGAUCAUCGGCUUCGUUCGUGACGGAUUUGCAGAAGGAUCGGUUACCUUAAUCAAACACGAUGCUGGCCGGAUACUUGUCGAUACCGGCUCUCCUGAUAAUUGGAAUCAGCUCGAGGCCGAGCUGAAACUUCGGGAGAUCGAGCUUGAUGCCAUCGACACGCUUGUAAUCACCCACGGACACAUCGACCAUUGCGCCAAUUUGGGUCGAUUCGCUAAGGCGACGAUCUACAUGGACAAUGAUCGACGGUCCCCAACUGGUGUAUAUUCACCGACAGAAGACAUUAUUCAAUUGACGCCGCUGAUAUUCAUCAAAAAAUACCGUGGCCACACGGAUAACGAUUUAGUUAUUGUGGUGAAUGGGACUGCCGUUGGUACGAUUGUCGUAGCAGGAGAUCUAUUUGAAACCGAAAGUGAUGCGAACGACUGGGAAGCUAAUAGUCGAUAUGUGGAGCCGCAAAAAAAGUUUGUGAUUUCAAUUCAGGGCGGGCGAAUAUGCAGCCGGAUCGUGCCGAACUUGAGAAGCGUCUCGGAGAUGAAGCCCAUCUCCUGCGCUUCUGGGAUGAGCUUGGAGCAGCCGCAACGCGAAGCCCUGGCCGCACAGAUUGCCGAGAUCGACGUCGCGCAGUGCCAAGAAGCCUUCACCACCUCUGCGAACAUCCACGUGCCCAACCUCGACAAUGUGAAGCCAGUGCCCGCCGAUCGCUACAUCGUCUCCAGCAAGCUGCCCUCCGAGGAGCGUGAACGGCUGACGAAGCUGGGCCUGGAGGCCAUUUCUCGUAACGAGCUGUGCGUGUUGGUGCUGGCUGGUGGUCAGGCAUCUCGCCUUGGCAGCGCUGAACCGAAGGGCACAAUCCCGCUCGGAUUGGCUUUUCCCGAGGGUUCCGUCGCGCAAGGGGACAGUCUCCUUUCGAUUCAGGCGGCCAAGAUUCGUUGUCUACAAGACUUGGCAAGCCGCACGUUCCCGGGCACGCACGGCAAGAUCCAAUGGGCCGUGAUGACAUCUGCUGGUACGAAGGAGGCCACUCUGAAGCAUUUGGAGAAGAUAGUCCCCGCUAACGGUCUCUCCAUUGAUGACGUGCGUCCAGGCCAACAUCCCUGCCUUCUCGAUGGAUGGCAGCCUGCUGCUUUCGAAGAAGGGCGAAGUCUGCACAGCACCAAAUGGCAAUGGAGGCAUCUACUCGGCGCCUCUCAUCAUCUGCCCAAGCUGCGCCAACGCGGCGUCAAGUACCUUCAGACUUAUUGUGUCGACAACAUUCUCUGCCGCGUCGGUGAUCCAACAAUGCUGGGAAUGGUAAUUGACAAGAAAGCCGACUGUGCCGCCAAGACGUUGGAGAAGAUUCCCGGCGAAUUGAUCGGAAGUAUCACCAUCGAGGACGGAAAGCCCCGCGUGACCGAAUAUUCCGAGUUGGGCAAUCUUGAAUCGAAGACUGGACCUGAUGGGAAGCUCCUCUAUCGUGCCGGCAGCAUCGCCAUCCACUUUUUCACGAUGGACUUCCUUGAAAGGUAUUUUUUUCUUUCUUUCGAUAAGUUUUGUCGUUUCUGCACGGCCGACUUCCAUCUGCCAUACCAUCGCGCCCUCAAGAAGAUUGCCACUUCGACCAAAACGGCCACCUCGUCACCCCGAAAGAACCAAGUGGCAUCAAGCUCGAGCAGUUCAUCUUUGACGUCUUCCCCCUCAGCAGCAAUUUCUAUGCUUGGGAGGCGGUGCGCGAAGACGAGUUCUCGCCGCUCAAGAAUGCCGAGUCGACGGGGGAAGGACUGUCUGUCGACGUGCGUCCGCGAUCUGGCCGCCCAAUCGCGACGGUGGCUUGAAGCUGCCGGUGCGGAAGUGGAUUCCAUUGACAAGAUCUUCGUGGCGGCGGCCCGUUCGUAUUCUGGCGAGGGUCUCGAGAGCUGGCAGAAGUAUUAUUUGAGCGCUAUUGCACGUCAUUUAUCG
This is a messenger RNA of Mesorhabditis spiculigera, 2844 nucleotides long. Lineage: Eukaryota; Metazoa; Nematoda; Chromadorea; Rhabditida; Rhabditidae. The record is from the annotation of a GenBank genome assembly.